AUGAAGACUCGCGAUCGUGGCACACUUUCCAAAAUUCCGCCGGGAUCUGACAUCUUCGAGGCCUUUGCUAAGGUCAGAGCAGACAAAGACCUUACAGAUGAGGAGGCGUUCCUUGAGCUACUAGCAACUUAUGAUAUUCCGCUGUCCACUCUCACACAGGUUUCAGCCAAGAAACUGGAAGUCUCCUUUUCUAGUGUGACAUACAAGCAUAUUGCGCCAUACGUAUGGUUAGAUCCUAAUUACGCAGGUCGAGAUAUGUUACAACUAGAUAUCGUUCGAUCUCGGAUUCCUACUGGCAUAUUUCGUGAUAUUUACCGUUGUCAACAAGCCAGGGACCCUGCUGGAGGGUGA
Messenger RNA from Aspergillus oryzae RIB40, 351 nucleotides. RefSeq lists its product as uncharacterized. The record is from RefSeq and is a predicted model, not a curated record. Lineage: Eukaryota; Fungi; Ascomycota; Eurotiomycetes; Eurotiales; Aspergillaceae. The transcript is spliced from 2 exons. Bases 1 to 351 code for a protein of 116 amino acids.